Messenger RNA from Gossypium arboreum, 1811 nucleotides. Its product is annotated as 3-hydroxyisobutyryl-CoA hydrolase 1-like. The transcript has 14 exons. Gene Ontology annotation, molecular function: 3-hydroxyisobutyryl-CoA hydrolase activity. Lineage: Eukaryota; Viridiplantae; Streptophyta; Magnoliopsida; Malvales; Malvaceae. Bases 509 to 1594 code for a protein of 361 amino acids. Gene Ontology annotation, biological process: L-valine catabolic process. The record is from RefSeq and is a predicted model, not a curated record.
CUAGCCGGAUGGUUAGAAUAAGAACCAAAACUCAACCGAUGAAGACCUUCGCCUCCUUUAUGACCCAAAUUUUCUUUUCUUUACAUCUUAUCCUCUCAUAUUUUCCCACUUAUUUCUCCUCCUCCUCGUAAUCCAACCUCCUACUUUCAACUUCCAAUCCAAUCCAAUGUCUUCCUCCGUUUCUUCCCAACAUGAUCAUGUCCUUUCCCCUUCUUUUUCCCCUUUUUCUGCAGUCUUGGGUUUUUUAUUAUUAUUAUUUUAAGUUCUGUAUUCUAAUGUUUUUCUUCACUCCAAAGAGUUGAUUUUGCAUCCCGAAGAUCGUGUUUUCUAGGAGAUAACCCAUAAAACCUUCCCUAUCCUCUCUCUCUCAUUGCUUCUCCAUAGAGCUUCAAUUAACUUAAAAUCAAUUCCAACUUGCUUUAUUGUCUUUGUUCUAGUAGAAGAAAACUCCUUCGCAAGAAUUCUAACCUUAAACCGGCCUAAGCAGCUGAAUGCCCUUUCAUUUCAGAUGAUUUCUCGGUUACUAGAACUUUUUCUUGCCUACGAGGAGGAUCCUAAUGUCAAGCUGGUAAUGCUGAAGGGAGAAGGAAGAGCAUUUUGUGCCGGUGGAGAUGUUGUAGCUGUUGUACAUGAUAUUUGGGCAGGCGGAUGGAGAGCAGGUGCCAACUUUUUUAUGAAGGAAUUCUCCUUAAACUAUUUGAUGGCGACCUAUAGCAAACCACAGGUUUCAAUUCUUAAUGGAAUCGUUAUGGGAGGUGGGAACGGUGUUUCAAUGCAUGGUAGAUUCCGUGUUGCAACUGAGAACUCGGUUUUUGCAAUGCCUGAAACAGCUUUGGGACUCUUCCCAGAUGUAGGAGCGUCAUAUUUCUUGUCAAGACUCCCAGGAUUUUUCGGAGAAUAUGUCGGUCUUACUGGUGCAAGAUUGGAUGGUGCAGAAAUGCUUGCAUGUGGCCUUGCAACUCACUUUGUCCCUUCAGCUAAAUUACCUAUGGUAGAAGUAGCAUUAUGUGAUGCAGAUUCCAGUGAUCCAGUAAUCAUAUCAUCAAUUAUUGAUCAGUACUGUGAGAAAUCCUCAUUGAAAGAGCAGACUGUGUACAAUCGAUUAGAUGUCAUUGAUAGAUGUUUCUCUCAAAGAACAGUUGAAGAAAUUUUGUCUGCUCUUGAGAGGGAGGUUGUUGACCAAAGGGACGGUUGGAUCUCUGCUACCAUUCAAACACUGAAAAAGGCUUCUCCGACUAGUCUUAAAAUUUCUCUUAGAUCAGUGAAUUGUUUCAGCUUAAAGUUGACUCUGCUCUUACAAUAUCAGAUUAGAGUAGGAAGAGUUCAAGGUGUCGGUGCAUGCCUCACUCGUGAAUAUAGAAUGGUUUGCCAUGUUAUGCGUGGAGAAUUCAGCAACGACUUUUUCGAGGGUUGCAGGGCUAUACUACUGGAUAAAGAUAAGAACCCAAAGUGGGAGCCGUCGAAAUUGGAGCAUAUUGCUGAUACUACAGUAGACAGGUAUUUCUCCAAGGUGAAGGAUGAAGAUUGGGAAGAUCUAAAGCUUCCAACUAGAUCCAAAUUCAACUUGCCACCAUAUGUCAUUGCAAAGCUUUAGAUGACCACUGAGAUCAUCAUGUUAAAGACUAUAGAGCAGAAAGUUGUAAUGUCUGUAAUGAAGCCAAGUCCACUGGGUAUAAAUAUAAAUAUGUAUAUAUAUAUGCAUGUCACUCCUUGAUGAGUAAUAAGUAAGCUGUCCUGUGCAUUUCACUGCCGACAUAACUCUGAAUCCUUAUGAGACCAAUAAAAAUUACCACAAUUGAAUGCUUCUUUUA